Messenger RNA from Cajanus cajan (pigeon pea), 960 nucleotides. RefSeq lists its product as uncharacterized. NCBI's taxonomy places the organism in Eukaryota, Viridiplantae, Streptophyta, Magnoliopsida, Fabales, Fabaceae. Gene Ontology annotation, biological process: negative regulation of abscisic acid-activated signaling pathway. The record is from RefSeq and is a predicted model, not a curated record.
AUGGCAUCGUCAUCACAUAGUAAAUUUCAAGCUUGUCCAUCUGAAGCCUCUAGCAUUUCCGAAGGUAUUUCCCAAAAACUUUGUGUUGAAGAAGAGAAGAAUGAUGAUGAGGUGACAUUGAGGGGGAAGGGUGUCAAAUCUGUACAAGAUCAAACAUCCAAUUCCAAUUCCCACAAGGUGUUGGAUUUUGUCAAGCUCUCAAAGGAUGAAUCCAUUUGUGGGUCCAACGUGGAAUUAGAUUUUUUCAACCCUAUAGUGAACAUGGGGGGUUCAUCUAAUUCUUGUAGGGCUAAUAACUAUGAACCGAGAGACGAGAACAACAAUGAGGAAAAAGAAAAAUCAUCGGAGGCCAAGACUUUUUCUUGCAACUUUUGUAAGAAAGAAUUUUCUUCCUCACAAGCUUUGGGAGGACACCAAAAUGCUCACAAGCAAGAAAGGGCUCUUGCAAAGCGUCGCCAAGGGAUUGAUGUUGGUGCCUUUGGGCACCCUCAUUAUCUUUAUUACCCUUAUCCCACACACUCUUAUUAUGGAUCCUAUAAUAGGGCACUAGGAGUUCGAAUGGAAUCUAUGAUUCACAAGCCAUCAUAUCCUUCAUCCUCACUUGGCUUUAGGUUUGGUCAAGGGUGGUCAAGACAAGAGAUGCUAAACCCUUCUCUUGAUAGACUGAAGAUGGAGGGUUUCCAUGCAAAUAGUGGGGUAAGGAUUUUGGGGAGUGAUACAACUUUGAAGACACAAGAUGAUCAUGGUACUAAUGGAAACAUUUCAACUGUGAGGACACAAGAUGGUCAUGGCACUAUUGGACACAUUCCCUUUCUCGGGGAAUCUUCUACAAAUAAUGUUCCUUCAAAAUCAAACCCAACACCAUUGAGUACCAUUGGUGUUGAUCAUGAUCAUUCCAAACAAGAAGGAACCUCUAAUUCCGAUUCUUCUGAUGAGAUUGAUUUAUCACUUAAGCUUUAA